AUGCCUCCUCACAAUAAUGCAGUCGUGAAUAUGAUGGAAGUUGAUAAUGGAAGGAGAUUGAUGUUCUGUGUGGAUGAGCUAAAAACACCACUCAUCGAGAUCAAGAAUGCUUUAAUGAAGGAUAAUGCCUUUCCCAUAUGUAGUAAUAACUGUGAACACUGUCUGAUUAACCCGCAACAAUGUAGAAUGUUGAAGUCUGUCAUACAACAAUUAAUGGACCAAGGGAUCUUAGUGGUAGACUGCUCGUCCAUAAAAGAAGAUGUGUCUACCCUCGAGAUACCAUACGACAAAGUCCAUCCUCCGCAAAUUCCAUAUAACUUCUCUCAGUUAACCCUGUCAACAAAUCCCGUUACUCCGAUCAUAAUAACAGUUCCCACACCAUUCCCAUAUGAUGACACUAAGGCAGUCCCAUGGGUGUAUGAAACUUCAAUCUACAUUCAUGGACAGAAGAUUCAAGAAGAAUCGAUGAAGUCUAGUGAUCCAAUGAUCAAUAUCACCGCCACUGGCAAAAUUAUGAGAAGUGGAAGGAUAUUUGCGCCGGCAUCCACUCCAAUUGGAACUACCCAUCCUUCAAUUUCAGACAAAGGCAAACCAAUUGAUGGCGCUCAGCAAAGACAAGACCCUACACCUUUCGAUGAAGUAGACGAGUUCUUACGCAUUAUCAAGAAGAGUAAUUAUCGAGUAGUCGAUCAGCUUAACCAGACACCCUCGAAGAUCUCAAUGUUGUCUUUAUUAAUUGAUGAAGAGCUUCUCGCCGAGGGGAGGAAUCAUAACAAAGCUCUCCAUAUUUCUAUUGAGUGUGUGGACACAGUCCUAUCAAGAGUUUUGGUAGACAAUGGGUCUUCCCUCAAUGUAAUGCCUAAGAGCUCAUUUGCUAAGCUAACUGUUGAAGGACUCGUAAUGAGGCCUAGUGAGCUUAUAAUAAGAGCAUUUGAUGGGACUAGGAGGACUGUAAUCGGUGAGGUGAAUUUGCCUAUGAAGAUUGGUCCCCACACUUUCCUUAUCACUUUCUUCGUAAUGGAUAUCUAUCCAACCUACAAUUGUCUACUUGGAAGGCCUUGGAUUCAUUCAGCUGGUGCAGUCACUUCAACGCUCCACAAAAAAUUGAAAUUCUUAGCUGAUGAUAAACUAGUUGUUGUCGAGGCAAGGGAUGAUGCAAAAGAUGUUGAAUCUCCAACGACAUCUCUUAAGGACACCUUGACAAUCAUAAAGGAUGGACACCUCCAAGGAUGGGGAGGAUUACUUGAACUUCCCGUCAACAAGGACCGUACCAGUUUAGGAUACAACUCCCAGAAUUUGAAGAAACCCGUGCCAAUAGCUACAAAGGGAUCAGUGAUGCCGCUAUCCGAAAACUUCUCAAGCGCUGGUUACCUUGAUGACAACCGUGUUUGUGCCGUGGAAGAAGACAAAGAAGAAGAUGUUGAAUUGAUCUUCACAAAGACUGAUGGAAAGGGUGCCACCAAAUGGACCGAGAUUGAAAUACCUAAAGUGACACUGAUUAAAAUUUAA
Molecule: messenger RNA, 1509 nt
Organism: Lathyrus oleraceus (garden pea)
Lineage: Eukaryota; Viridiplantae; Streptophyta; Magnoliopsida; Fabales; Fabaceae
Exons: 3
Coding region: 1-1509 (502 amino acids)
Source: RefSeq, a predicted model, not a curated record